This is a messenger RNA of Phytophthora nicotianae INRA-310, 615 nucleotides long. RefSeq lists its product as hypothetical. The transcript has 4 exons. Lineage: Eukaryota; Oomycota; Peronosporomycetes; Peronosporales; Peronosporaceae. Gene Ontology annotation, molecular function: microtubule plus-end binding. Bases 1 to 615 code for a protein of 204 amino acids. Gene Ontology annotation, cellular component: nucleus; cytoplasm; microtubule plus-end. Gene Ontology annotation, biological process: cytoplasmic microtubule organization. The record is from RefSeq and is a predicted model, not a curated record.
AUGGAGGAGAUGCUCUUCAUGUUCGACAUGCUGUUCGGACCCCCACAAGCGACACGACGUAGCAGUGGCCAUGGCAAACGGAAGAAGGGCAAUGGUGGAGUGCGUGUCAAUGUUCGACGUAAAGGUGGCAAGCGCCGAACACCUCAUGAGUCUCCUGGCUUCCCUUCCUACGUCGACCAUGAGUUCAUGGAUAUGUUCGCACAUGGCAUGGUGUUUGGUAAUCCAGACUCAGAGCUGUCUAACCUGGAGGAUGAAUUCAUGUCGAUGGCGAGCUUUGUUGCCAGGUCAGGUAUGAACUUUGACUCAAUAUUCUCUAUGAAAGAGAAGACGACGGGAAAGUGCACCCCGCUCAGGCAGGAUGAGCCUAAAUCUCAGUGUGCCGGGCCUGAGAAAGCCAACAUGCCUGCACCAACAGUUGGGAGCAAAGUGUACAUACAUGGGAAGCACACAGGGAUUGUCAAGUUCACAGGCCACGUUCACUAUGCGAAAGGUGAAUUCGUAGGCGUCGCUUUGAGCUCACCAGUGGGUAAAAAUGACGGCGCUAUCAAAGGCGUGAGGUACUUCGAGUGCCCUCCCAGUCACGGGCUCAGGGCUGCGAAUCGCAAGUUGAAGUGA